Messenger RNA from Talaromyces stipitatus ATCC 10500, 2714 nucleotides. RefSeq names its product vitamin B6 transporter, putative. The coding region runs from base 1 to 1530 and encodes 509 amino acids. Lineage: Eukaryota; Fungi; Ascomycota; Eurotiomycetes; Eurotiales; Trichocomaceae. The record is from RefSeq and is a predicted model, not a curated record. Gene Ontology annotation, biological process: transmembrane transport. The transcript has 2 exons. Gene Ontology annotation, cellular component: fungal-type vacuole membrane; plasma membrane. Gene Ontology annotation, molecular function: transmembrane transporter activity.
AUGGAGAAGCAGCCGAGCGACAUCGUCAACACCGAUGGCUCGGCCCUCGAAAGCCAACAAUCCGAUGCCGUCAAGCAUACCAGCUCCAGCGGUGUUCUUGCUCGCCUAAACGAGCGAAUCGCCUCAAUCCGUUUCAUGGAAGCUCGUGGUAUCGAACGGGUUCCAGAAUCCGAGCGCCAUAGCACCACUGCUGCCGAUUACAUGCAGAUGGCCCUGCUGUGGUUCAGUACGAACAUCACCGCCAACAACAUCGCCGUCGGUAUGCUCGGUCCGCUGGACUACGGACUCAGUUUUACCGAUUCUGCACUUUGCGCCACUUUCGGGGCAUUUUUGGGUGCUGCUGGCGCUGCUUACAUGGGCACCUGGGGACCAGUCAGUGGUAAUCGUACUAUGGUCGUUGCGCGUUACUUUAUGGGCUAUUACCCCAGCAAGAUCUGCGCCCUGCUGAAUAUCGUCAUCAUGCUGGGUUAUGGAAUGAUUGACUGCCUCGUCGGAGGGCAGGUUUUGUCUGCUGUCGCCGGUGGUAACAUGACUGUCGUCGUCGGUACAAUCAUCGUUGCAAUCGUCACGUGGAUCGUGGUUAUCUUCGGCAUGUCUGUGUUUCACAAGUACGAGAGAUGGGCAUGGGUCCCGCAGUUGAUUGCUCUAUUUGUCCUGGUCGGUUCCGCCGGUCCCAAGUUCGACACCAAUAUUCAGUCUGUCGGCACAUCACGCGACAUCGCUGGCAACCGUCUAUCAUUUUUCUCACUUUGCCUGUCGUCUUCCGUUGCUUGGGCACCCGCCGGCGCCGACUAUUACGUAUACUAUCCCCCAACUACCAAGAAAUGGAUUACUUUUACCAUGAGUUUCUUCGGUAUCGGGCUUGCAUUGACGUUUGCCAAUCUUCUUGGUGUUGGCCUCGGAUCCGGAACUCACAGUAAUACUGACUGGGCGGAUGCUAUUGACGUAUCGUCUGGCGCUUUGAUUAUGCAAGGCUAUAACGGUCUGGGCGGAUUUGGAAAAUUCCUCGGUGUAUUGAUUGCCCUGGGUCUUGUCGCAAAUAACAUUCCCGGAACUUACUCGGCUACCCUUGGUUUUCAAACGCUCGGUCGCUAUGGAGUUGCAUUUCCUCGUUGGUUCUGGACUUGCGUCGGUGUGGUCAUUUACACUGCAUGUGCCCUUGGUGGUAGGGAACAUUUGUUCGAUAUAUUUGAGAACUUCCUCGCUCUCAUGGGUUACUGGGUCACGAUUUUCUUGACUAUUGUCCUGGAAGAACACAUGAUCUUUCGCUGGGGCAAGAUCGCACCGGCCUUUGACUGGUCGAUCUGGGCAGACCGAAGCAAGCUGCCUCUGGGGUUAGCUGCAUUUACAGCAUUCGUGAUUGGAUGGGUUGGAAGUAUCAUGUGCAUGGACCAGAUCUACUAUGUCGGCCCCAUCGCCAAGUUGGUCAGCACUGAGGGUGCCGAUUUGGGUAUUUGGGUUGGGUGCGCCUGGGCCAUGAUUGUCUUUCCUCCGUUGCGAUUGUUGGAGUUGAAGAAGUUCGGCCGAUAGACUCAUUCAAUGGGGUCUUGCUUGUCAAAGAUAGGCAUUGCUGGUGUUAUCUGACGCGGUGAUUGUUACUGUGAUUCAUCCAAGCAUUUAUAUAGAGCGUAGAAUACCUCCUGAUCAUCACACUCGCAGAUGACGAGGUCUGGCCAUCCCAUCACACAAGAUUUAUGUGGAGAACCCGACAUAUUUAGUUCUGCUUAACUUUUUUUGCAGUCCGCAGCCGUCAACCUUUCAAACUUCAAGUUAAAUGUAGUUAUUUGCAGUAAAUUGUCUACGCAAUUUUCCAGGUCCACAUGUUCAUCCCCAUUUUAUUACCCGUGGUCACCGGCAUACCUGCAUGGAGAGUCAUCUUAUGCCCUGCGUCGUCUUCCUGAAGAUUUUCCCAAUAUAUGGCAUUUCCGAGAAUCGGUUUGAAUGUAAUUCCCUCGUCGAACGGCCGGUCACAGUCGAUGAAUUCGCACCAGCUGUCAUCGUCUGGUGGAGUAAGUCGCGCAAAGUUUGUACCUCCGCCCGUACAAUUUGCAUGUAUAUAAACGAAGAAUGUAGAAGCGAUAUUCCCUCCAACCGCCUGUGCAUCAUCAAACCAGUCAUAGUGGUCACGAUACUGACCGGAGAUGCCGUAGUUCUGUACCACGAUAGGCAUGAAGUCGCCGACAAGUUUGUAAAAAGGAAAGGAAAUUGCGCGCUCUUCAAUUUUUUUGAUGAUUUCGUCGCUUCGAUCUAGUUUCGCAGUCAUUGAAAGUCGGUACGCUUUAUCGAUAUGCGAUUUUCCGUCGUUAUCCCAUAUCGACGACGGAGUGAAUCGGCCAUUCCUAUGUCAAAGUCGACAGUCAGAUGUGCUUAUCGAAUCCCCGAGUCAACUUACGCCAAUUGCACCAGGUGAGCUGCUUCCUGUGUGCUGAUAAAGUCCUUCACGUAGACUACAAGUGGGUCAUCGGAAAGAGUGUAGAUCUGCGGAUGCGAUAUUUGAAAACCAUUGUCUUUACUCGCACGCAGCCAUUCGAAUGGUGAUACACCCAGUGAACUGAAAGCACACGAAAUGGCAACAGCAGCGACAAGCAGGCUGAGCGAGCGAAAGAGGAGACUGCCCAUUGCCAUUGCCUUAUAAUCAGACAAACGUAAGCAGAAAGCAGAUAGGAAUGGAAAAUGCCAUUCGAAGGCAGUCAGCCAUAUUCCUUCAUCGCCAC